AUGUUCUAUCUGGCCUGUUUGGGCUUCAUCAAAACGUCGGUCUGCUGGUUCUACACGCGCAUCGGCGACAAGACGCUCACGCGCAUGUCCUUGAUCAUGAUGGGCAUUGUCGGCACCCAGGCGACAGUGUUCGUCAUGGUGGCAGCCUUUCAGUGUCGACCCAUCCCGAAAGCCUGGAACACGUCCUUGCCUGGUCAGUGUGUCGAGAUCAACAUCUUCUAUCUGGCCAACGCAGCCUUGAACAUCCUGACUGAUUUGCUCACCUACUCGCUCCCUAUCAAAGUCCUCCUCCGCCUACAGAUGCCGGUCAAGCAGAAGUUGGCCCUGGGUUUCAUCCUCUGCCUGGGACUUUUUGCCUGCAUCUCCUCGAUCAUUCGCAUCACCUACAUCCCGACCAUGCUCAAGUCGGCCGAUUUCACCUACGCCAUCAGCGGCGCCAUGUACUGGUCCGUGAUCGAGACCAACGUGGGGAUUCUGGCCGCCUCGAUUCCCUCCUUCAAGGCGAUUGCCUCCCGCUUCCUGCCGCGACUCAUCGGCGAGUACUCAUCCGGGCGCAAGUACGGAUCCUCCAGACUCACGGGGUCCAAACCAAUCCAUUGGGGAUUCUCCCGCUUCAAAGACAGUGUGACCAUGAACUCCCUGAGGACCAAGGAUGCCGAGGUUAUGCCGACCGAGAUUGGAAAAGGGUACGGCAGCAACACCAGCGAGGAGCGCAUCGUGGUGCCGAAUGGGAAGAUCUGGACGACCACGCAGAUCGAGACGAAUGUGGAAAUCACCAACACGAGUAUCCGGUGA
Aspergillus fumigatus Af293 is the source of this 795-nucleotide messenger RNA. Its product is annotated as putative integral membrane protein Pth11-like. The transcript has 2 exons. Bases 1 to 795 code for a protein of 264 amino acids. NCBI's taxonomy places the organism in Eukaryota, Fungi, Ascomycota, Eurotiomycetes, Eurotiales, Aspergillaceae. The record is from RefSeq and is a predicted model, not a curated record.